UCACUCCAGUACCCUUAUUUUCUUGCUUAUUAGCUCUCUCUCUUCAAUCUAUUCAAAAUUACUCCAACGCGCUGUCUCUCUCUCUCUAACGCGUUUCUCACGCUUUUAUAAGAGCGGGCGGACUUGUCUCUGCCCCUCUGUAGGGAAGCGGGCAGGGGACUCUCCGUACGUUAAACGGAGCGGAAAUACGUUCUCUUGGGUUUGGUUUCCUUUGCCCGCUCCCUGUUUCAAAUAUUAAACGUAAAAGUAAAAAACAAAAAUCCGUCCUGAUCAGGCUUCGCAUAAUUGAAUCCCUAGUUUGCCCUAAAAAUCGCUGUGUUUGGAUGGGAUUAGUCGAUGUUCAGAACGCUGGAUCAUCGCCUUCUUCUUCUGGUUCGUUUUCAUGGGGCUUUCAGAGCCUUAUAAGGAGAAAGCAAGUUGAUUCUGCUAAUAAUAAACCAGAGGGUACACAGUUAGCUAAGGAAUUGUCUAUUCUUCAGUUGAUUGCCCUAGGUGUUGGGUCAACAAUUGGAGCUGGAGUAUAUGUUCUUGUGGGGACAGUUGCUAGAGAACACACAGGACCAGCACUUACCAUAUCAUUCUUGAUAGCUGGAAUAGCAUCUGCCCUUUCUGCAUUUUGUUAUGCAGAGCUUGCUAGUCGAUGCCCAUCUGCUGGGAGUGCCUACCAUUAUUCGUACAUUUGUGUCGGAGAAGGUAUUGCUUGGAUAAUUGGUUGGGCUCUUAUAUUGGAGUAUACUAUUGGUGGCUCAUGUGUGGUUCGUGGCAUAUCUCCAAAUCUGGCCUUUUUUUUUGGAGGGGAGGACAGUUUGCCUGCUUUUUUGGCUCGUGUAAGCCUCCCUGGGACUGACAUCAUUCUUGACCCUUGUGCUGCUUUUCUUGUACUUGUCGUAACUGGGCUCCUAUGUGUGGGAAUCAAGGAGAGUUCAUUCGCACAAGCUGUGGUCACGACAGCAAAUGUUUGCAUCAUGGUUUUUGUGAUCAUUGCCGGUGGCUAUCUCGGUUUCCGUAAUGGAUGGGUGGGAUAUUCCCUUCCUAGCGGAUACUUCCCCUUCGGAUUUAAUGGGAUGCUUGCCGGAUCUGCAACUGUUUUCUUUUCAUAUAUAGGCUUUGAUACAGUUGCAAGUGCUGCUGAGGAGGUGAAGAAUCCUCAGCGUGAUUUGCCUUUGGGCAUAGGGCUUGCAUUGGCCAUAUGCUGUGUUUUGUAUAUGUUGGUAUCUGCUGUUAUUGUUGGUCUUGUACCAUAUUAUGCUAUGGACCCAGACACACCAAUAUCUUCUGCAUUUGCUAGUCAAGGGAUGCAAUGGGCAUCAUACAUUAUCACUGCUGGGGCAGUUACUGCUCUUUGUGCAAAUUUGAUGGGCUCGAUCCUUCCUCAGCCUCGUAUACUGAUGGCAAUGGCAAGAGAUGGAUUACUACCUCCAAUGUUCUCAGAUGUUAACAAGCACACACAAGUUCCUGUCAAGGGCACCAUAGUUACAGGGGUCCUUGCUGCUGCCUUGGCCAUGUGUAUGGAUGUCUCCCAGUUGGCAGGAAUGGUCAGCGUGGGAACGCUUCUUGCAUUCACUGUAGUUGCGAUUUCCAUCCUAAUUCUUAGGUAUGUCCCACCGGAUGAGGUACCGCUUCCACUGUCACUUCAGGACUCAAUAGACUCAGUUGCAUUUCGAUAUAAUAAGAAGGAAAUUGAUGGAAAUAAUCCUGAAGAUCCCCCACUUUGCACCUGUUGUGCUGUUGAUUCUGUUGAGCAUAAAGCUUUAGAAGACUGUCACCUGCAUCCUGGUGAUGCCCAAGCGUCACUUGGCUAUCCUCUUAUUAUGAAAGAAAAAGAUGAAGACAAAGUGAAUGACAAAAGAAGGAGAAAACUUGCUGCAGGCAGCAUAGCAUCUGUUUGCAUUGGAGUUCUACUGGCUGCUUCUACAGCUUCUGCUGAGUUCUUGCCUGACCUCAUCAGGAUAUCCGUGGGUGGGGUUGGAGCAAUGCUUUUGUUGGGUGGCUUGACUGUACUCUUGUGGAUUGACCAAGAUGAUGGACGGCACAGCUUCGGCCACUCAGGAGGUUUCAUGUGCCCAUUCGUCCCGCUUCUUCCAGUUUGCUCUAUCCUCAUUAAUGUGUACUUGUUGAUCAAUCUCAGCUUGGGCACAUGGGUUCGUGUAUCACUAUGGUUGAUAAUUGGAGUAUUCAUCUACUUAUUCUAUGGCAUGAGACAUAGCUCCUUGUCUGAUGCGGUUUAUGUACCCACCUCCCAGGCCGAUGAGAUUUACCGAAGCUCUUCUGAACAUUUGUCGUAGGAAAACUAGGCUCAAAUUCAACACACAAGUGAAGAAGAACUGGCCGCCUUAGAAAAUUUAUUUGUUGGAUGACUUUGAAAUGUACUUAUUUGCAUCCAUCCAUUUGAUGGUCUUUUUCUUGUUCUUCUAGUUGAUGGUGACGUUGUAUUAUGAUAAUGGAUAGGGUAGGGAAGCUCAGUCCUUAAUGUGCAUAUACAGUGGAAGGCUCUGAUUUAUGUAAAUAGUUUGUUGGAAUGAUGGGGGUAGCAUAUGAAAGUAUGUCCCCAGAUGGAAUAAACUAUUAGUAGUUUCUGGUUC
This is a messenger RNA of Amborella trichopoda, 2582 nucleotides long. Its product is annotated as cationic amino acid transporter 2, vacuolar. Gene Ontology annotation, cellular component: membrane. Lineage: Eukaryota; Viridiplantae; Streptophyta; Magnoliopsida; Amborellales; Amborellaceae. The record is from RefSeq and is a predicted model, not a curated record. Gene Ontology annotation, molecular function: amino acid transmembrane transporter activity. Gene Ontology annotation, biological process: amino acid transport; transmembrane transport.